AUGGAUGUCAAGGAAGAUACUCUGCAGUUCCUUGGCUUCAGUGGCAUAUACACGGAAGCCUACAAGAUCAUCGUCUCAUGGAAAAAGAUUUUCACUCAAAUUACUCUAGCAAUAUUGUUGCCUCUGUCUCUCAUCCUCUUUGCUCACAUUGUAUUUUCCUAUUUUUACUUCGAAAGGCUUGUUGGCUACAACUACUGGAUAUACAAUACUGAGUACAACCGAGUGGGUCGAGAAUAUUACAAGAAGUCCUUUGAUCUUGCUUCAUCUGAAUUAGUAGCCUUUUGGCUUUUCAACAUUGCAUACCGCACUUUUGCUCUUACUUUCUCCUGUCCAUCAACUUUUGUUGUGGUUUUCAUGAUCUCCUGCAUCUACACUGGCCGCGAAGAGGAUGUCACCUUCCGAAGAGUCAGGACUAUUGUUCCCAAAGUGUGGAAGAGGCUGAGAGUCACUUUUUGGUGGGCGUUGCUCACUUUCUUAUUGUACUAUUGUUUCACAGCUCUAGGCCUUCUUGCAUGGGGAUAUUUGUUGGGAUCGGCUAAUAAUGCUAGUAAAAUCGCGGUGAUCAUUCUUUUGAUCUCUUUCGGGACAGGGUUAAUGUACUUAAUGAGUGUGUGGCAGAUUGCAAGCGUUGUGUCGAUUUUGGAAGACACACAUGGGAUUCAAGCAAUGAGAAGAAGCAUUGAGGUUAUAAAAGGCAGGAAAUUGAUGACAAUGCUCAUCUUGUUCAAGCUCAAUUUAUUUCUCUUUUUCGUGCAAGUGGUGUUUGAAAUAUAUGUUGUGGACGGUCAGCUUCUGGGGAUUUGGCCUAGAGUGGGCUUAGGAAUUUUGUGCCUGGGGUUAGUUCUCUACUUAAACAUCUUAACGUUGGUCAUCCAGACUAUUAUUUACUUUGUCUGCAAAUCGCGUCGAUACCAUGAGAAUAGUACUGGGAAAACAGCAUUGUCUGAUCAGUUAGAUGGUUAUCUAACUGCUCUUUUGACGGCCGACAAGGAUGUUGAGCUAGCUGCAGUCUGA
This is a messenger RNA of Daucus carota subsp. sativus, 1014 nucleotides long. RefSeq lists its product as uncharacterized. The transcript has a single exon. The record is from RefSeq and is a predicted model, not a curated record. NCBI's taxonomy places the organism in Eukaryota, Viridiplantae, Streptophyta, Magnoliopsida, Apiales, Apiaceae. The coding region runs from base 1 to 1014 and encodes 337 amino acids.